CUCUCAUAAUCCUAGACCCCUCCCUCUCUGCCUUUCUCUCUCUCCUCUCUCUCUCUCUCUAUCCAUCUCACUCUCCUCUAAAUAGAUCUAUUCCCUUCUUACCCGCCAAGUUAUUAUAACGAGUUCACUAAAACUUGUCCUUCUCUCUUCUUCAUCCUCUGGGUCAAUGCUAGAAUGGUGUCAUUGAGAAACUCCCGAGUCUCUGUCUUGAUCAAUUGUCAGGGCGGACAACCUUAAAGAGCCAAAGACGAUAUUAUGGGGGUUGGUGGGGUUAGGACUAGGAGGUUUCUUUUUGGAGCUCUGGUUUCUGUGGGAGUCAUCUGGUUUAUGUUUCUUGCAAUCUCAUUCAACCGUCAGACCAAAAGGGCAGUUCUAGUUCCAUACAAUGUAAUCUCUAAGCACUUGAAGCUGGUUCACAUGGACAGGCACGCCUUUCAUCCCAAGUCUGGACUGAUUUACGUCAGCAAGAGACGAGUACCUAACGGACCUGAUCCCAUUCACAACAGGAGAGAAGUGAAUUCUAGACAGCCUCCUACGCGAACUUGAGGAUUCUGAGAUCCACAUAUAUUACGAGGAAACGAAGAAGAUACUUGAGAAAUUACAGAUUUUUGCUAUUCCCAUUUGGAAGGACUUACCUUGAAUUUCUAUCAGAUGUUGUUAUUCCAUAGUAAUGCUUGUGCUUGAAAAUUGUAAGUGUGCUCUUUUAUUUUUAUCUUUUAUCCUUUUUAUGAUCGCGAUGUAAAGCAAGCUUGGGUAAUGAAGUGAUCAAAAUUUUGAAUGUAA
This is a messenger RNA of Prosopis cineraria, 783 nucleotides long. RefSeq names its product CLAVATA3/ESR (CLE)-related protein 25. The transcript is spliced from 2 exons. NCBI's taxonomy places the organism in Eukaryota, Viridiplantae, Streptophyta, Magnoliopsida, Fabales, Fabaceae. Bases 256 to 546 code for a protein of 96 amino acids. The record is from RefSeq and is a predicted model, not a curated record.